ACCUCCCUCUUCUUCUUUCAUCUCUGGUUGGUUUCUGUCUUAACACUCUCUCGGCUUUCAUAAUAUUUCAUCACUCUCUCCUGGGUUCUCUCUCUCAUUCCCGACAUGGGAGAACAAGCUCAUCAUCAUCCUCAGGAACUGCAGCUCCACAUCGCGGGUGAUCAAGAAGCCAAAGAAGAGAACUCAUCCCACCCGAUAAGCACCAUCACCAAUAAUCAGGCAACACUAGCCCCUAAACCCAUGAACUUCAGGCGGUGGAUUAGAGUGGCUCUUUACUCACUCUUUGUGCUCUCUGGCCAAUCGGUGGCCACACUCCUUGGGAGGCUCUACUACAACAAAGGAGGCCACAGCAAGUGGCUUGCCACACUUGUCCAGCUUGUGGGCUUCCCAAUCCUCCUCCUCCUCUACUUCAUCCCCACACCCAAACAACCAAGUGACCCUAAUAACCCACACAUCCAAACAGAUGCACAAGCUCCGUCUCAAUCACAAUCACCCCCUCUCAAGAGCCUUGCCCUUGUGUACCUCUCUCUAGGGACAACUGUGGCCUUAAAUUGCUAUUUAUACUCAAUUGGUCUCUUGUACCUUCCUGUCUCCACCUACUCCCUCAUUUGCUCCUCCCAAUUGGCCUUCAAUGCCUUCUUCUCCUUCUUCUUAAAUUCCCAAAAGUUCACCCCCUACAUCACCAACUCUCUAUUCCUCCUGACAAUCUCCUCAACCCUCCUUGUGUUCCAAUCAAAUUCAGACGACCCCAAGGGGGCCUCCGGAGGGAAAUAUGCACUAGGGUUUGUGUGCACCAUCGGGGCAUCAGCGGGUUAUGGGCUUCUCCUAUCCUUGACCCAACUUUGCUUUAGGAGGGUCAUAAGGAAGGAGACGUUUAGGGCAGUUUUGGACAUGAUUGUUUACCAAUCUUUAGUGUCUAGUGUGAUUAUUUUGGUGGGACUUUUCGUGAGUGGUGAGUGGGAGCAUUUGGGGAGAGAGAUGGAUGGUUUUGAGCUUGGGAAGGUGAGGUAUGUGAUGAACUUGGUCUGGACGGCAAUCGCUUGGCAAGUGUUUAUGAUCGGCAUGGUCGGGUUGAUUUUCGAAGUGUCAUCUUUGUUCUCGAACUCGAUUAGUGCAGUGGGGUUGCCGAUUGUGCCCAUUCUAGCUGUCGCGUUCUUUGGGGAGAGGAUGGAAGGCGUCAAGGUGAUUGCUAUGAUCUUGGCCGUUUGGGGUUUCAUUUCUUAUGCGUACCAACAUUAUUUGGAGGAUGCCCAGCCGAAGGCUCAAAGGAAGAUUAUUGGUGGGGAUGAGGUCAGUGUGAGAUCGCCGCUUAAUGCUCCAAUUGCAAGAGUUGGUGGAUGAUUAAAGAUGGUGGAAUGUUCUAGUUUGUGUUUAGCCAAGUUCAAUCAGAGUGCGAGGUGAUUUAUUGCUGCAACCAUUUGGAGGAAAAGAAGAAGGAACGGAAUAAGAAGAUUGACGACAAUGUUGUUAUUAUUUAAUUUCUACGCUGUAUUUAGUACAAGAAAGGGCAACUUGUCUUUAGUACCCACUUCACAAUCUCAUUAUGCAAGUUGGGUACUUGUAUGAUAUUUGACUAAUGAUGCAAAUUAAUGGUGUAUAGUGGGAUUAUAUUAUUAUACAUGAGACAGAAGAGAUACUCAAAUUGCUUCA
Molecule: messenger RNA, 1650 nt
Organism: Syzygium oleosum
Lineage: Eukaryota; Viridiplantae; Streptophyta; Magnoliopsida; Myrtales; Myrtaceae
Product: purine permease 21-like
Exons: 2
Coding region: 106-1341 (411 amino acids)
Cellular component (GO): membrane
Molecular function (GO): purine nucleoside transmembrane transporter activity
Source: RefSeq, a predicted model, not a curated record